This is a messenger RNA of Coffea arabica (coffee), 2806 nucleotides long. The record is from RefSeq and is a predicted model, not a curated record. NCBI's taxonomy places the organism in Eukaryota, Viridiplantae, Streptophyta, Magnoliopsida, Gentianales, Rubiaceae.
ACUCAACUGUCCGAUUUCCCGGGACUUUUCUUCAUUCAAAAGAAAAAAAAAAUCGUUAAACCCAAAAUGCAAAUUCUUUAACCAAUUCAUGGCAAAAUCUUCCAAUUCCUCACAUCCUCUAAGAAAUGUUGAAGCUUUUUAUCCCACAAAAAAGAAUCAACCCACCAGGAUUUUCAACGUUUUCAUCUGUCUCUCAUUCCUCUUCUUCUUCAUUUAUUACGAAUCUGAUCACCUCAAUUGUCAACUCCAGAACCCCAAGCCAAGCUCUUCGAAUAUUCAACUCAGCAUCGAAUAAACUGGACGCUUCGAAGAAUUUCAAAGUACAUUCAGCCCUCAUUUGUUUUUUGACCAAUUCGAAAAAGUAUAUAGAUGCCAGGUGUUUGAUAAAAGGCCUGAUUGAACAUUUAGGAAAAUCCCGAAAGCCACACAGGGCUUGUUCUGCAGUUUUUAAUGGAUUUAGUCAGUUAGAGAGUGUAAUAUCUAGUCCUAAGGUGUAUGGUGUGUUGAUUCUUGCGUUGUGUGAAUUGGGGCAUGUCCAUGAGGCCUAUUGGGUGUACCGGAAGAUCAGGAGUUUGCCUGCGAUACAGGCUUGUAAUGCACUUUUGGAUGGGUUUUGUAAGAAGGAACAAUUUGAAUUGAUGUGGGAUGUUUACAAGGAUAUGGUCUCACAUGGUGGUGUGCCGAGUGUGGUCACUUAUGGUGUGCUAAUUGAUGCUGCUUGUAGUCAAGGUGAUCUUGCUAAGGCGAAAAUGCUAAUGGAUGAGAUGGUUGGCAAGGGGAUUGUACCCACUGUUGUGAUUUACACAACGCUAAUACGUGGUUUGUGUAGUGAGAGUGAGAUGGUGGAAGCAGAAAGCGUGUUUAAGAGAAUGAGGGAGAUUGGUGUGCUUCCUAAUUUGUACACCUAUAAUACUCUCAUGGAUGGGUAUGGUAAGGAGGCAAGUGUAGAAAAGGUCCUUUGGUUUUAUCAAGAAAUGUUGGAUCAGAAUCUGCUUCCAAAUGUGAUCACAUUUUGCAUCAUCAUUGAUGUGCUUUACAGGGUAGGACAGUUACAAACAGCAAGGAACUAUUUUGUCUGCAUGGUGAAGUUUGGUGUGGUUCCCAAUGUUUUCAUAUAUAAUUGCCUGAUUGACGGCAAUUAUAGAGUGUGCAACCUAUCUGCUGCACUAGACUAUUAUUAUGAGAUGGAAAAAUUUGGUAUUUCCCCUGAUGUUUAUACAUAUGGUAUACUUAUGAAGUGCUACUGUAGUAUGCAUAGAAUGGAAGAAGCAGAUGGGUUAUUAAAGAUAAUGAAGCACAGAGGGGUCCAUGCUAAUUCCGUGGUUUAUGGUACUCUAGUAGAUGGGUACUGUAAGGAAGGGAAUUUGGGGAAGGCUUUGGAAGUCUGCUCUCAAAUGACAGAAACGGGAGUAGAGCCUAGCCUUAUUACCUUCUCUACCUUGAUAGAUGGUUACUGCAAAAUAGGGAAUAUGGAGGCUGCCAUGGGGUUGUAUAAUGAGAUGGUGAUCAAAGGCUUUGUUCCUGAUGUUGUCACGUAUACGUCCUUGAUUGAUGGGCAUUUCAAAGAUGCAAAUUCAAAAGCAGCUCUUCGGCUAUACAAGGAUAUGACUGAAGCUGGUAUAUGUCCUAAUGUUUUUACUCUUAGCUGCCUAAUUAGAGGACUGUGCGAUGACGGAAAGCUCAAGGAUGCAAUGAAACUUUUCUUGGACAGAAAAAGGGCUGGAUCUUCUGGCGCUAAAGCAAAUCACAUAGAUACUGAAUGUUGCUCCCCUAACACUGUUAUGUAUUCUGCUCUAGUUCAUGGUUUAUGCAAAGAGGGAUACUUGUUCAAAGCUAGCAAGUUUUUCUCAGAUAUGCGGCGAGAGGGUCUAAAACCAGACAUUGUUACUUACUCUACCAUCCUCCAACGGCAUUUUGGAGAUGGGCAUGUGCUUGAAGCAAUGAUGCUCCAUGCUGAUAUGACGAAGAUGGGCACUAUACCAAAUGCUACCAUGUAUAAGCUCUUAAAUAAGGGUUAUCAAGAAAUUGGAUGUCAAAGUUCAGCUCUCAAAUGUCACGAAGAUUUAGAAAAUUUAAGUCUUGUCAAUCCUUAUAUAGACUCUUUGAAGAAAGAUAAUAUGCUGAGGCAGUCCAUCAAUGUGUGAUUAACAGAUCUUAGCAAGAGGCUUGUCAAUUGUCAUGGUCCAAAAGCAAUCCAUGAUUAACUGGAGAUUCGAUUAAACCAUUGUGAUGGUCACUUGAAGUAACAUAAAUCCGUGUUUACCCUUGUUAGGGGAUGUCAAAUCAUCGGGUAAGGUUUCCAUGACAAGAAAGAGCAGACCAGUGUGAUGCUUCCUGUCCUCUGUGGCUUAAUGCAGUAUUUUGAAAGUUUGCAAUUCAAUAGCAUAUACAUGAUCGACAACAAAGAUGAACAUGGCGUGAUUAUUGUUUUGCAACGAGAGAAUAGGAAAAGGAGGAGCUCCUUUUGCCGGUAGUCGAGAUAAGUGAUGAUAUUGGCUAGAUCAGCUGGAUACAGGAAAGUGAUUACUUUAUCCUUACUGUUCGUGUGAGUUUCAGUCUGGACUGGACAAACUGGCGCUGCUAACAUAAUUCACUGUGUAGAGAAGUGGUUCAAGCUUUUUGACUAAAGGAAACUUGUUCAGAGAUCUAUCAAGAAUAAACAAGAGUUCGUCACUCGUGUAUAUUCGGACCAUAAACUUUUGUCUGUGUCUAGAAAGAUAGAGGAAUUAGUCAUUUGUAACCAGCAGUCCGUCUUUUCAGUAGUAGAAUAUAUAAUAUAAGGGCAACAUUCCUGCUUGUUAUCCUA